Messenger RNA from Durio zibethinus, 1960 nucleotides. RefSeq lists its product as uncharacterized. The record is from RefSeq and is a predicted model, not a curated record. NCBI's taxonomy places the organism in Eukaryota, Viridiplantae, Streptophyta, Magnoliopsida, Malvales, Malvaceae. Gene Ontology annotation, biological process: biosynthetic process.
UUGCCGACAAGGGAAAGUGUCCGACCACUACACCCAACCAAAAAGCCCAUUACCUCCUUCCCACAAUAACGGAAGAGUAAAAACACGCGCCAGAGAAACACAUACCAGUGACAAUGCGUGUCGAGCAAAGGCCAAGGAAAUUUCCUUGCUUUGGCCUUUUAGUUUUAUAUGUUUAUUUAUUUACUUUAGCGUACUUGUAGUAAGCUGAGUGAUCUGUCGUGUCUUCGCAUAGCCGAAAUUCUACUCAUUUAUCUGACUCUUUACCCACACUUUACUGGAUCUUCCAAAAAUCCUUGCUUUAUUUUACGUUCUUAUAUCUCUUAACAUUCAUCUCCCUCACUUUCUCUUUUACUUUUUGAAGGUGCAGACGUUCUGGGCACUGCUACUUUGAGCUUAUUUUGUUGGUAACGGAUGGCUGAAUGUUUAUCGAAAUUGUACAUCUGAGUCAUGUAUAGAAUGUGAAUUUAUUUUGUUAGUUAGUUUUAGCCUUUUAGGAAAGGGUACUCUUAGCUUAGUUAUAUAAGAAUUCGUUUUGGCAAUUGGUGUGUAUUGGAGAUCUGGGUUUUCGUUGAUUUGGAGAUGGGAAGCUCAGAGGAGAAGGUGGUUGCUGUGAUCAUGGUGGGUGGACCCACUAAAGGCACUCGGUUUCGACCAUUAUCAUUGAACGUUCCGAAGCCUUUGUUUCCUUUGGCCGGACAACCUAUGGUUUAUCAUCCAAUUUCUGCUUGUAAAAGGAUUUCAAACCUAGCCCAGAUCUAUCUAGUUGGUUUCUACGAGGAGCGUGAAUUUGCUAUGUAUGUCGCAUCAGUCUCUAAUGAGCUAAGAGUACCUGUCAGGUACUUAAGGGAAGACAAGCCUCAUGGUUCAGCUGGUGGGCUUUACAACUUCAGAGAUCUGAUCAUGGAAGACAAUCCGUCUCAUAUCUUCUUGCUGAAUUGUGAUGUUUGCUGUAGUUUUCCAUUGCCAGAAAUGCUUGAGGCUCACAAAAGAUUUGGUGGUAUGGGAACUAUCCUGGUAAUCAAGGUUUCAGCAGAGUCAGCCAAUCAGUUUGGGGAGUUGGUAGCAGAUCCAGUCACCAAUGAACUGUUACAUUAUACAGAGAAACCUGAAACUUUUGUAAGUGACCGUAUCAAUUGCGGUGUCUAUGUGUUUACACCAGAUAUUUUUACUGUCAUCCAGGGUGUUUCCUCUCGACGGAAAGACAGAGCCAAUCUGAGAUGUCUCUCCAGUUUUGAAGCCCUCCAGUCAGCUACAAGGAAUACUCCCUCAGAUUUUGUGAGGUUGGAUCAAGACAUCCUGACUCCUUUUGCGGGGAAGAAGCAGUUGUAUACAUAUGAGACCUUGGAUUUCUGGGAACAAAUUAAAACCCCUGGAAUGUCCCUAAAAUGUUCUGCUUUGUAUCUAGCACAAUUUCGGUUCUCCUCUCCCAAUCUUUUGGCCAGUGGGGAUGGUACAAAAAGUGCCACCAUUAUUGGUGAUGUUUAUAUUCAUCCAUCAGCAAAAGUACAUCCAAGUGCUAAGAUUGGUCCCAAUGUCUCAAUAUCUGCCAAUGCUCGUAUAGGAGCAGGUGUAAGGCUCAUUAGCUGUAUCAUUCUUGAUGGUGUUGAAAUCAUGGAAAAUGCAGUUGUUUUUCAUGCCAUUGUCGGGUGGAAGUCUUCCAUUGGGAAAUGGUCCCGUGUUCAGGCUGAAGGAGACUAUAACGCCAAACUCGGGAUUACAAUUCUCGGAGAAGCAGUGGCCGUUGAAGAUGAAGUAGUGGUCACCAGUAGCAUUGUCCUUCCGAACAAGACAUUAAAUGUCAGUGUUCAAGAAGAAAUACUUCUAUGAUUUCCAUCCCAUCCAUUUCCAAUUCGCCACCACCAGGCUCUCUCCUGUAUGCCUCUUAUCUGCCCUUGUCAUAUUGUAACGGUUGUUGCUCAUUACAUUUUUUUUCAAGUAGGAAAAUCAGAAUAUUUCAUAA